CCCCCCCCCCGCGGCCCUCCCCUCCCCCUGCUUCCUUCCUUGGGGGAGGGGGGCUGUCGCCUGGGACUGAAGGCCAUUGAUUUGUAUGUAUUUGUCCCGGCGCCCGAGGCUGCCCCAGCCGCCCGCGCCGGAGCCGCCGCUGCCCGUGGAGUUGCCUCCCCGCUCCCCUAGGGUGGUUCGGCUCCACCAAACAUGUCGGCUCCGGUCGGGCCCCGGGGCCGCCCGGCUCCCACCCCGCCGGCGGCCUCUCAGCCUCCUCCUCCUCCGCAGCCCGAGAUGCCGGACCUCAGCCACCUCACGGAGGAGGAGAGGAAGAUCAUCCUGGCCGUCAUGGAUCGCCAGAAGAAAGAAGAGGAGAAGGAGCAGUCCGUGCUCAAGGUCAAAGAAGAACACAAAGCACAGGCGACACAGUGGUUUCCCUUUAGUGGGAUCACUGAACUGGUAACUAACGUUCUUCAGCCCCAGCAAAAACAACAAAAUGCAAAGGAGCCCCAGACAAAACUGCAUCAACAGUUUGAAAUGUAUAAGGAGCAAGUGAAGAAGAUGGGGGAAGAGUCACAACAGCAGCAAGAGCAGAAGGGCGAUGCUCCAACCUGUGGGAUCUGCCACAAAACAAAAUUUGCUGAUGGCUGUGGCCAUAACUGUUCAUAUUGCCAAACCAAGUUCUGUGCUCGCUGUGGAGGUCGAGUGUCAUUGCGCUCAAACAAGGUUAUGUGGGUGUGUAAUUUGUGCCGAAAACAACAAGAAAUCCUCACUAAGUCAGGAGCCUGGUUUUACAAUAGUGGAUCUAAUACACCACAGCAGCCGGGUCCCAAGGCUCCCCGAGGGCUUCGGAACGAGGAGGCUCCGCAGGAGAAGAAAGCAAAACUGCACGAGCAGACUCAAUUCCAAGGACCCUCAGGUGACUUACCGGUCCCUUCAGUGGAGAAAUCUCGGUCUCAUGGGCUCACGAGACAGGAUUCUAUUAAGAAUGGGUCCGGUGUGAAGCAUCAGAUUGCCGGUGACAUACCUUCAGACAGGAAAAGAAGUCCAUCGGUAUCCAGGGAUCAAAAUCGCAGAUACGACCAGAGUGAAGAGAGAGAGGAGUACUCACAGUAUGUUCCUUCAGAUAGCACAAUGCCUAGAUCUCCAUCAGAUUAUGCUGACAGACGACCUCAGCGUGAACCUCAGUUUUAUGAAGAACCUGAUCACUUAAAUUACAGGGAUUCUAACAGGAGAGCCCAUAGACAUUCCAAAGAGUAUAUUGUAGAUGAUGAGGAUGUGGAGAGCAGGGACGAAUAUGAAAGACAGAGGAGGGAGGAGGAGUACCAGGCACGGUACAGAAGUGAUCCAAAUUUGGCCCGGUAUCCCGUAAAGCCACAGCCCUAUGAAGAACAAAUGCGGAUCCACGCUGAAGUGUCCAGAGCGCGACACGAGAGAAGGCACAGCGAUGUGUCCUUGGCAAACGCUGAGCUAGAAGAUUCCAGGAUUUCUCUGCUGAGGAUGGACCGACCGUCAAGACAAAGAUCUGUAUCUGAACGAAGAGCUGCGAUGGAAAACCAACGAUCUUACUCAAUGGAAAGAACUCGAGAGGCUCAGGGACCAAGUUCUUACCCACAAAGGACCACAAAUCAUAGUCCCCCUACCCCCCGUAGGAGCCCCAUACCCGUGGAUAGACUGGACAUGAGGCGUGCGGACUCUCUGCGCAAACAGCACCACUUAGACCCUAGCUCUGCCGUCCGGAAAACGAAACGGGAAAAAAUGGAAACCAUGCUAAGGAAUGAUUCCCUGAGUUCCGACCAGUCGGAGUCGGUGAGGCCCCCGCCACCAAAGCCUCAUAAAUCGAAGAAAGGGGGUAAAAUGCGCCAGGUUUCCCUGAGCAGCUCGGAGGAGGAAUUGGCGUCCACGCCCGAAUACACGAGUUGUGAUGAUGUUGAGAUUGAGAGCGAGAGUGUGAGCGAGAAAGGGGACAGUCAAAAGGGAAAAAGGAAAACUAGUGAGCAGGGAGUUCUGUCGGACUCUAACACCAGGUCUGAGAGACAAAAGAAAAGGAUGUACUUUGGUGGCCACUCUUUGGAAGAGGAUUUGGAAUGGUCUGAGCCUCAGAUUAAGGACUCUGGGGUAGAUACGUGUAGUAGCACCACCCUUAACGAGGAGCAUAGCCAUAGUGAUAAGCAUCCUGUGACCUGGCAGCCAUCCAAAGAUGGAGAUCGCCUAAUUGGCCGUAUUUUAUUAAAUAAGCGUUUGAAAGAUGGGAGUGUACCUCGAGAUUCAGGAGCAAUGCUGGGCUUAAAGGUGGUAGGAGGAAAGAUGACUGAAUCAGGCCGGCUCUGUGCAUUCAUUACCAAAGUAAAAAAAGGAAGUUUAGCUGAUACUGUAGGACACCUUAGACCAGGUGAUGAAGUACUGGAAUGGAAUGGAAGGUUACUGCAAGGAGCCACGUUCGAGGAAGUUUACAACAUCAUUCUAGAAUCCAAACCUGAACCUCAAGUUGAGCUUGUUGUUUCAAGGCCAAUUGGAGACAUACCUAGGAUACCUGAUAGCACACAUGCACAACUGGAAUCCAGUUCUAGCUCAUUUGAAUCUCAAAAAAUGGAUCGUCCUUCUAUAUCCGUUACAUCUCCCAUGAGUCCUGGCAUGCUGAGGGAUGUCCCGCAGUUCUUAUCUGGACAGCUUUCAAUCAAACUAUGGUUUGACAAGGUUGGUCACCAGUUGAUAGUUACAAUUUUGGGAGCAAAGGAUCUCCCUUCCAGGGAAGAUGGGAGGCCAAGGAAUCCUUAUGUUAAAAUUUACUUUCUUCCAGACAGAAGUGAUAAAAACAAGAGACGAACAAAAACGGUAAAGAAAACAUUGGAACCUAAAUGGAACCAGACCUUCAUUUACUCUCCUGUCCACCGAAGAGAAUUCCGGGAACGAAUGCUUGAAAUCACCCUUUGGGACCAAGCUAGAGUUCGAGAAGAAGAGAGUGAAUUCUUAGGAGAGAUUUUAAUAGAAUUGGAAACAGCUCUGUUAGAUGAUGAACCUCAUUGGUACAAACUUCAGACCCACGAUGUUUCUUCAUUGCCACUCCCCCACCCUUCUCCGUAUUUGCCACGAAGACAGCUCCAUGGAGAGAGCCCGACACGCAGGUUACAAAGGUCAAAGAGAGUAAGUGACAGUGAGGUCUCUGACUAUGAUUGUGAUGAUGGAGUUGGUGUAGCAUCAGAUUAUCGACACAAUGGUCGAGACCUUCAAAGCUCCACCUUGUCAGUGCCAGAACAAGUUAUGUCCUCAAACCAUUGUUCACCAUCAGGGUCUCCUCAUCGAGUAGAUGUGAUAGGAAGGACUAGGUCAUGGUCACCGAGUGUCCCUCCUCCACAGAGGAAUGUGGAACAGGGGCUUCGAGGGACACGUGCUCCUGGCCAUUACAAUACAAUUAGCCGGAUGGACAGACACCGGGUCAUGGAUGACCAUUACUCUCCAGACAGAGACAGGGAUUGUGAAGCAGCAGAUAGACAGCCAUAUCUCAGAUGCAGAUCAACAGAACAGCGGCCUCUCCUAGAGCGGACCACCACCCGCUCCAGAUCCUCCGAACGUGCUGACACAAACCUCAUGAGGUCGAUGCCUUCAUUAAUGACCGGAAGAUCUGCCCCUCCUUCACCUGCCUUAUCGAGGUCUCACCCUCGUACUGGGUCUGUCCAGACAAGUCCAUCAAGUACUCCGGUAACAGGACGAAGAGGCCGGCAGCUGCCACAGCUUCCACCAAAGGGAACACUGGAGAGAAAAGUUACAUGGGAAGACCAGCAGGGAACGACGAUAGGUACAAUAAGUGAUGACAAACCAUUGCCGACACAGAAACUCCAACCUGAGCCAGGUGCUAUGGAUAUAGAGGAGAGAAAUCGCCAAAUGAAAAUUAACAAAUACAAACAGGUAGCCGGAUCAGAUCCCAGACUGGAACAAGAUUACCAUUCGAAGUAUCGAUCAGGAUGGGAACCACAUAGAGGGGCAGAUACUGUUUCCACUAAAUCCUCGGACAGUGAUGUAAGUGACGUGUCCGCGCUUUCAAGGACUAGUAGCGCUUCUCGUUUCAGUAGCACAAGCUACAUGUCCGUCCAGUCAGAGCGGCCAAGAGGAGACAGAAAAAUCAGGACAAAGGGAGUAGAAGAGGGAGGGCAAGGAGGGGCUAAGCAAGAAGAGACAGUUCAGGAGGAGAAGGAGGUAAAGGAGGAAAUGAUUAGUGAAGACGGGAGAGGGAAGGAGAUAACAGAAACAUGCCAUGAGGACAGAAUCAGAGAACCGGGAGAGGAGGGGAAAGCCCAAGAUGCCCCAGAGCAUGGGGAAGAGAGAGAACCAUGGAGAAAAGAUCACUUGCAGAGGAGUCUCUCCCAAGACGAUGACGACAGUGUCUUUACAUCCAAAAUGCAAAGCAGACAGAUGGGCUUGUCAGGGAAGAGCAUGACCAAGAGCACCAGCCUCAGCGGAGACAUGUGCUCACUGGAGAAGAACGACGGCAGCCAGUCGGACACGGCCGUGGGCACCUUGGGUACCAGUGGCAAGAAGCGACGCUCUAGCAUUGGGGCCAAAAUGGUAGCUAUUGUUGGUCUCUCACGGAAAAGUCGCAGCGCUUCUCAACUCAGCCAAACCGAAGCCGGGGGUAAAAAACUACGGAGCACGGUCCAGAGAAGCACCGAAACCGGCCUGGCCGUGGAGAUGAGGAACUGGAUGACGAGGCAGGCCAGCCGGGAAUCCACAGACGGCAGCAUGAACAGCUACAGCUCCGAAGGAAAUCUGAUUUUUCCUGGUGUCCGCCUGGCCUCAGACAGCCAGUUCAGUGAUUUCCUUGAUGGCCUGGGCCCUGCUCAGCUAGUGGGACGCCAGACCCUGGCUACUCCUGCAAUGGGUGAUAUUCAGGUGGGAAUGAUGGACAAAAAGGGGCAAUUGGAGGUGGAAAUCAUUCGGGCCCGCGGCCUCGUUGUAAAACCAGGUUCCAAGACACUGCCAGCACCGUAUGUCAAGGUGUAUCUAUUAGACAAUGGAGUCUGCAUAGCCAAGAAGAAAACCAAGGUAGCAAGAAAGACGCUGGAGCCCCUGUAUCAGCAGCUCUUAUCCUUUGAGGAGAGCCCCCAGGGAAAGGUGUUACAGAUCAUUGUCUGGGGAGAUUAUGGCCGCAUGGAUCACAAAUCCUUUAUGGGAGUGGCUCAGAUACUUUUAGACGAAUUGGAACUAUCCAAUAUGGUGAUUGGGUGGUUCAAACUCUUCCCUCCCUCCUCCCUAGUAGAUCCAACCUUGGCACCUCUGACAAGAAGAGCUUCCCAGUCAUCUCUGGAAAGUUCUACUGGACCUUCUUACUCUCGUUCAUAGCAACUCUCAAACUGUUGUCACAACAACCAGCGAUACAAAAACAGAAGAAAACGCACAGGUCAAAACCCCUGGUAACACUGCAUGCUUGACGUUGUGUCUUCGGAGCCCACGUCUAGGGAUACAAAGCGAUCCUGUGUUCUCAGAGGAAGUCGUACACAUUGUGCCCUAGCGCAGGCCUCAGGUGAAAGAGCAGCUGUGAAGAACGGUCAGGCUUGGAGUUGAGUGGCACUCUAUCGAGUUCUGGUCCAAUCUGAAGCCAUGGAUUAAUCUCAAAGAAUCAGUCAGCCCUUUUCAAUGGCACCUUCAUAUUUUUAUCGUUUUUUUUUCUUCUUUUAUCUGACCCCAAAGCCUGUUGUACCACAGAAAUGGAGCUCACAGCCGUGAAGCCACACUACAGGCCAAGGAGCGAAGUCCUAGGAAGCAUCAGGUGAAAAGCAAGAGACCAAAGAAGUGGUCAGGAGCCCAGUCAGCUACUGCUGCCUCCCGGAGGGGGCUCUGCAGGGACUAUGGGAGACUCUGAUGAGCUCCAGGAGGCGUGUCAUUCACUAAUGCCAAGAUGUGUUGGACUCUGAAAAUCAAAACUCUGUGACUGCACUGUACUGAAUGAAAUUAAAGAAACUUUUUUUGCAUGGACACAGAUUAGCUGAAUAUUUAAAUUAUUUUCUCGGGGCUGCAACUUGCAAAAAAAUAAAAAUAAAAUAAAAUAAAAAU
This is a messenger RNA of Phodopus roborovskii (desert hamster), 6030 nucleotides long. RefSeq names its product regulating synaptic membrane exocytosis 2 (gene Rims2). The transcript is spliced from 30 exons. Gene Ontology annotation, biological process: intracellular protein transport; regulation of synaptic plasticity; positive regulation of synaptic transmission. The record is from RefSeq and is a predicted model, not a curated record. Lineage: Eukaryota; Metazoa; Chordata; Mammalia; Rodentia; Cricetidae. Bases 193 to 5319 code for a protein of 1708 amino acids. Gene Ontology annotation, molecular function: small GTPase binding; transmembrane transporter binding. Gene Ontology annotation, cellular component: cytoskeleton of presynaptic active zone; presynaptic membrane.